This is a messenger RNA of Chanos chanos (milkfish), 2361 nucleotides long. RefSeq names its product transient receptor potential cation channel subfamily V member 1-like. Gene Ontology annotation, cellular component: plasma membrane. Gene Ontology annotation, biological process: calcium ion import across plasma membrane. The transcript is spliced from 16 exons. The record is from RefSeq and is a predicted model, not a curated record. Gene Ontology annotation, molecular function: protein binding; calcium channel activity. Bases 1 to 2361 code for a protein of 786 amino acids. NCBI's taxonomy places the organism in Eukaryota, Metazoa, Chordata, Actinopteri, Gonorynchiformes, Chanidae.
AUGAGUCAACCUAGGCACAGCUCCGGGGGAAAAGACUUCGUCCUGGAGGUGGAUGACAGGACAGAGGAUGAAAAAUCAAAGAGCAAGAACAAGAAGAAGGACAAGGACAAGGACAACCAGCCCAUGGACUCCAACUACCUGGCUGAAUGUGUAGACGCAACCCCCAAAAUUCGAUUCAAUGCAAAUUUUGACAAGGGAGUCAGAGGGGUAAAGGAGAGUCCCGAGCAGAGGGCCAGAGAGAGGUUUGAUGCUGAUAGAAUUUUUAAGGCCGUAGUGAAGAGGGACAUUACAGAGCUGAUCGGACUGGAGGCCCAUCUGAAAAGCACUGGGAAACGCCUGAGUCACUCUCUGUAUAUACACAAUGGAAAAACGGCUUUACUGAAAGCUUUGUUAAACCUGAAGGAUGGGAGAAACGAGACAGUGGAAUACUUAAUAAAUGUCUCAGAGAAGACAGGGGACCUGGCAGCAUUUAUCAAUGCCACCCACAAAUCUCAUUUAUAUGCAGGUCAGUCAGCACUUCAUGUUGCCAUUGAGAGAAGGAAUUUUCACUAUGUGCAGCUCUUAGUAGAGAAGGGUGCUGAUGUUCACAUCAAGGCUUGUGGCAAGUUCUUCCAGCCUAACAAAGGGGCGUGCUUCUACUUUGGAGAACUUCCUCUAUCUCUAGCUGCCUGCACCAAUCAGGAGAAGGUUGUAGACUUUCUAAUGCAGAAUGACCAUCAAUGCGCAGAUGUCAGAGAGCAGGAUUCUCAAGGUAACACAGUGCUUCAUGCUCUGGUGGUGGUGGCUGAUAACAGUCCGGAGAGCACUGAGUUUGUUGUCAGGAUGUAUGAUCACAUCCUCAUCAAAACUGCUGAACUUCACCCAAAGAUCAGACUGGAAGACAUCGAGAACAAGCAGGGACUCACGCCAAUCAAGCUAUCAGCCAAAACAGGAAAGGUUGGGCUGUUUGAGCAUAUGCUGCGGCGUGAAUUUCAAUCUGAGAAGUGCAGACACCUGUCUCGAAAGUUCACCGAGUGGGUUUACGGUCCCGUCUACUCCUCACUCUACGACCUGGCCUCGCUCGACACCUACGAGGAGAACUCUGUGUUGGAGAUCAUCGUUUACGGUUCGAGGAUACCUAAUCGUCUCGAGAUGCUGCAAGUCGAGCCUCUAAAUAGACUGCUGGAGGACAAGUGGAACAGAUUUGCUCGCUACAUAUUUUUAGUCUCUUUCGUUUGUUACGUCGUGUACCUCGCCAUUUUCACGACGACGGCGUACUGGCACAAUGAGGGUGAGAUGACCUAUGCACUGCUGAAAGAUCCUAAGGGACGCCUGCUUUUUGCUGGUCAGGUUUUCUCAGCAGUAGGAGCUGUCUAUUUCCUCAUUAAAGGGGUGCUGGAUAUGUGGAGAAAACCCCCAAAGCUUGACACCCUCAUCAUUGAUGGCUACACCGAGAUGUUAUUUUUGCUGCAGGCCAUGCUGUUUCUGGUCUGUGCUGUGCUGUACAUCUGUGGGAGGGACGAGUAUCUGGGCUCCAUGGUGCUGUGUGUGGCCCUCAGCUGGGUCAACCUCCUCUACUAUUCCAGAGGAUUCAAACACAUGGGGAUUUACAGCGUCAUGAUUCAGAAGAUGAUUCUGGGUGACAUCCUGCGCUUCCUUUUGGUCUAUGUGGUUUUCCUCAUUGGGUUUUCUGCAGCUGUGGUCACACUUCUGGACGAUCCUAUAAAACAAGUGAACGCAACGAAAGCCUCGAACUCCACGUCGAAGUCUCGAGCCCUCUUUGAGAGCGUGACUGAAUCUGAGAAGGCGGACUGUAAGAAGCCCAGCUUUAAAAGCAUUUACUUCACCACCCUGGAGCUUUUUAAAUUUACCAUCGGCAUGGGCGACCUGGAGUUCACCGAGGAUUACAAGUACGUUGAGGUUUUCUACGUCUUACUCAUCCUCUACAUCGUCCUCACCUACAUCCUACUGCUCAACAUGCUCAUCGCUCUGAUGAACAAAACCGUGGACCGACUCUCCGAUGAGAGCACCAACAUCUGGAAACUACAGCUUGCCAUUACCAUCCUGGAUAUGGAGCAUUAUCUGCCCCAGUGUUGUAGGUCAAAGCUUCGCUCUGGGGUGGACGAAAACCUAGGCUGUGGAAACGGAGAGGACCGCCGCCGGUGCCUGAGAGUGGAGGAAGUCAACUGGAAGAAAUGGAAUACCAACCUGUGUAUUCACGAAGACCCCGGGUCCUCUGUAACCGUGCUGUCUCCUGAUCCAGUUCGUGACAGAGGGCGGUCGUGGAGGGGGUUUCUGAGAGAUUUCAGCCGAAGACGACCGCGCUCACACUUUCUCGAUGUGCCUGAGGGUAUCCCCCUGGCGUCUGUUUCCCGAGCCUAA